Messenger RNA from Aedes aegypti (yellow fever mosquito), 2566 nucleotides. It is a transcript of the gene mdy, whose product is annotated as diacylglycerol O-acyltransferase 1. Lineage: Eukaryota; Metazoa; Arthropoda; Insecta; Diptera; Culicidae. Gene Ontology annotation, cellular component: endoplasmic reticulum membrane. The record is from RefSeq and is a predicted model, not a curated record. The coding region runs from base 837 to 2318 and encodes 493 amino acids. Gene Ontology annotation, biological process: triglyceride biosynthetic process. The transcript is spliced from 10 exons. Gene Ontology annotation, molecular function: diacylglycerol O-acyltransferase activity.
GCUUCAGUCCAGUACGUGCAUUUGGGUCGUAUUGAUGGUUAAUUUCACCACCACCCGCUUCAUCGUCAUCUCGCGUGCGUCGUCAUAAAUACCUACUGACUUUGAACACAGAUAACUCCGCUCUCAGUUCGCAUCCGAACGCCAUAGUACUUUAGACUACAGACAGCGCAGUCCAUUUUUUUGUGUUUCGUCCGUGCAACGAUUCUUCCGACCGAUCACUUCCAUGUUGUAUUUCUCGUCGACUGAUAAUAGGCAUUAACCGAGCAGCAAUAUAAAUGCCUUGAGAUAGUACGCUGCUGAUAAGCGACAGUUAAUGUGCUUCGCCCAAGUUCGAUUCCGGUGUUGGGGGAAAAAAGUGAAGCUGCUCUCGGGCGUUCAGUUAGAAUGCAACAGUUGCAAGUGAAGCACUGAUAGUAACAAAAAAGUGUAACGAGCAUUGUUUUGUGUUAUAUAACUCCAGAGAUUCGUCAAACAUGUGUGCUCGUUCUUAUUGUGACCUCGUAUAACAAUAGCAUAGGAGUCAGUGAAUAUCAUUUGCAUCCAAUCGAGUCGCAGCUCUUUGCGCAUAGGAAGUGUAGAGUGUGAAGACAUAAACAUAAACCUAUACUGCAAUGAAGUUGGAUUUGCACUUUUGAUUAUCGUUAAUUGUGAGGAAUUGUCACCGUCCAACAUCAUCUGUUUCGUACUAUACCAACGUGCAAGUGCCUUGAGCAGGGUCAUUAGGAGAUUUAAUGAUCUCCAUCAAUUAGAGGUGUGCACUUUUUGCCCGCUAACUUACUCAAGGAACGCAAACCAAAGCAUCAACAAAGAAACCACAGUACCUGACGGCUGAGAGGAUGUCUCACGACACAGAUGAUAACAAAGUUCGCUACCGGCGAACGCAAAGCGUGACCCGAGCCGAAGAAAUCACUAAGAAGGAAUCGAAGGAGCGGAAAUCACAGCCGGACAAACCAUGCCACCGACCGCGGGAUUCGCUGUUCUCCUGGAGCUCGGGCUUCGACAAUUUCACCGGUCUAGUCAAUUGGGGCUUUCUACUGCUCACGAUGGGAGGCUUUCGACUAGUUUUGGAAAAUUUUAUCAAAUACGGAAUCCGAGUGGAUCCGGUACAGUGGUUCGUGGUGCUCACGGGAAGAAAUGAAGGCCAAGGUCAUCCCUCGUUGCUGUUGAUUUUGUAUUCGAUAGUUCCUAUACUGAUAUGUUUGAUGGUGGAGAAAGGAUUGGCUUCCGAAGUGAUAAUGGAAAGCGCCGGCAUGAUAGUGCAUGUAGUUAACAUUCUCGUGUUGGUUCUCAUUCCCAUGGUUGUAAUUCAUGUCAAAGGGCAAGCAUUCAGUCUGGUUGGAGCUAUGACGGUGUGCUUCGUGUACUGUAUCUUGUUCCUAAAGAUGUGGAGCUACGUACAGGUAAACCUGUGGUGUCGCAAUCAAUACAAGCAUAGCAGGAAGCGUUCCGGUCGUCGACAGAGCAUUUCCAUUGCUCAACUGCAAAAUGAACGCGAACAUGACCAACCAGGACGGCAAAACGGAAACGGCGUGGCAACGGGUGCUGAGAAAGACAAAGUACCAAAACUGGUACACUAUCCGGACAAUCUGCAUCUGAAGGAUCUGUUCUAUUUCCUGCUGGCGCCGACGUUGUGCUAUGAACUGAACUUCCCACGUACUUCGCGUAUCCGAAAGCGCUUCCUGAUCAAACGAAUCUUAGAAGUGGUCAUCGGAGUUCACAUUGUCAUGGGGCUGUUCCAACAGUGGAUGAUACCAUCCGUAAAGAACUCUUUGGUCCCGUUCUCCAACAUGGAUCUGACCAAGAUGACCGAACGAUUACUUAAAUUGGCGAUUCCAAACCACCUGAUGUGGCUGUGCUUCUUCUAUCUGACCUUCCACUCGUUCCUGAACCUGAUGGGAGAGUUGCUUCACUUUUCCGAUCGCAACUUUUACAGCGAUUGGUGGAAUGCCAACAAUAUCGAUACGUUCUGGAGGACUUGGAAUAUGCCUGUUCACAAAUGGUGUGUCCGUCACCUGUACAUCCCGGUCGUGGAGAUGGGCUAUUCUCGGAUUUCCGCUUCGGUGUUCGUGUUCUUCAUCAGUGCCUUCUUCCACGAGUACCUGGUGAGCGUCCCUCUGAAGACGUUCAAGAUAUGGGCCUUCAUGGGUAUGAUGGCGCAGAUACCGCUCUCUUUCUUUUCGAAGUUUAUGGAAAAGCAGUACGGAUCCAGGUGCGGCAACAUCGUAGUCUGGGCGUCCAUUAUACUUGGUCAACCGUUGGCAAUCAUGAUGUACUACCAUGACUACGUCAUUACGCAUUACAACGAUGUGCUGGUGUGAUUCUAUUGAUCUACUUACGCGUGGUCUUAUGUUCCUUCGCAGAAUAUACUGACUUCGAUACGAACCAACGAAGCAUAUCAGUUAGACCAAAUUAGAAAACAUUUCGAUUACACAUCACAGGAGCACAAACAAACGUGUCAUAAAGCCAAACAUCACAAGUUUUGUCUUGCAUUUUCGUCACUUAUACGGUAAACUUUUUCUCUGUACGUUUAUUUUUUUAUAAUAAAAAUAUUUUCGAAAAAUAAAAA